GAGUCUUGAAGUCACAGGGAACCUUGGUGUUGAGAGACUGCGAGAAUUGAGUUUGUCCGUAGUUGCUUUGAUUUGAAGCUUCGAAUCUUUCUGCAACUAAUCUGAGAGAGAAAUGGAGCAGCCGGAGACCGAAGAUCUCGAGCGAAAGAAGAAGAAGGAAGAAAAGGCCAAAGAGAAAGAAAUGAAAAAGCUGAAGGCUUUACAAAAAGCAGAAGCAGCCAAACUUCAGGCGCAAAAAGCAUCCAAUGCACCAAAAAAGAGUGAACGGAAAAAUUCAAAAAGAGAUGCUGAGGAAGAGAAUCCUGAGGAUUAUGUUGAUCCUAAGACUGAUCCUGGUGAGAAGAAGCGGCUUUCUCGUCAAAUGGCAAAGCAAUACAGCCCAAGUGAAGUUGAGAAAUCAUGGUAUGGAUGGUGGGAGAAAUCAAAAUUUUUUGUGGCAGAUUCAAAAAGCUCUAAACCACCCUUUGUGAUUGUUUUGCCACCGCCUAAUGUAACUGGGGCAUUACACAUAGGCCAUGGCCUUACUUCGGCCAUAGAGGAUACAAUUAUCCGUUGGCGGAGAAUGUCUGGAUAUAAUGCUUUGUGGGUGCCAGGAAUGGACCAUGCUGGAAUUGCAACUCAGGUUGUUGUUGAGAAGAAGAUAAUGCGAGAAAGAAAAUUGACCAGACAUGACAUUGGUCGUGAGAAUUUUGUGUCUGAAGUGUGGAAAUGGAAAGAUCAAUAUGGUGGCACCAUAUUAAAUCAGCUACGUCGGCUAGGUGCUUCUCUUGACUGGUCCCGUGAGUGUUUCACAAUGGAUAAGGAACGGUCAAAAGCUGUGACAGAGGCUUUUGUUAGGCUUCACAAGGAAGGUCUUAUCUAUAGGGAUCAUCGGCUAGUGAAUUGGGAUUGCAUCUUACGAACGGCCAUUUCUGAUAUUGAGGUAGACUAUAAGGACAUCAAAGAAAAAACUCUAUUGAAGCUUCCUGGGUACGAAAACCCCGUGGAGUUUGGUGUACUGACAUCUUUUGCUUACCCUCUUGAGGGAGGCUUUGGUGAGAUCGUUGUUGCUACAACUAGAGUGGAAACAAUGCUCGGUGAUACUGCAAUUGCUAUACACCCUGAGGAUGAGAGGUAUAGAGGUCUGCAUGGAAAAUUUGCAAUUCAUCCAUUCAGUGGAAGAAAACUCCCAAUAAUUUGUGAUGCAAUACUUGUUGAUCCUACAUUUGGGACUGGUGCAGUUAAGAUUACUCCAGCCCAUGACCCAAAUGAUUUUGAGGUUGGAAAGCGUCAUAAUCUUGAAUUCAUCAACAUUUUCACUGAUGAUGGGAAGAUAAACAGCAAUGGUGGUCAAUUUGAAGGGAUGCCUAGGUUUAAAGCUCGUGAAGAUGUCAUUAAGGCAUUGAAGGAUAAGAUGCUCUAUAGAGAGGCUCAAAAUAAUGAGAUGCGCCUUGGCUUUUGCUCAAGAAGCAAUGAUGUUGUGGAGCCAAUGAUAAAGCCACAAUGGUUUGUCAACUGCAGUGGCAUGGCAAAGGAAGCUCUUGAUGCUGUUAUGAAUGAUGAGAAUAGAAAGAUUGAGAUCAUUCCAAAACAAUAUGCUGCUGAAUGGAAGAGGUGGCUGGAAAAUAUUCGUGAUUGGUGCAUUUCUAGGCAACUUUGGUGGGGCCACCGUAUUCCAGCAUGGUAUGUGUCACUGGAGGAUGAUCAACUAAAGGAAUUUGGUGCAUACAACGACCACUGGGUGGUUGGAAGAAAUGAGGAAGAAGCUUUGUUGGAAGCAAAGAGAAUGUUUUCUGGGAAGAAGUUUGAAAUGGGUCAAGACCCAGAUGUGUUGGACACUUGGUUUUCUUCUGGUCUUUUUCCAUUAACAGUGCUGGGUUGGCCAGAUGAUACGGAAGACUUUAGGAAAUUUUAUCCAACAUCAGUUCUUGAGACUGGACAUGACAUUCUCUUUUUCUGGGUUGCGCGGAUGGUAAUGCUGGGAAUGAAACUGGGAGGUGAUGUACCUUUCAGAAAGGUUUACUUACACCCAAUGAUUCGUGAUGCACAUGGCCGUAAAAUGUCUAAGUCUCUUGGAAAUGUUAUUGAUCCGCUUGAAGUAAUAAAUGGAAUAUCAUUGGAAGGCCUCCAUAAGAGGCUGGAGGAGGGUAACUUGGACCGAAAUGAGCUGAUUAUUGCUAAAGAGGGGCAGUUGAAAGACUUCCCAAAUGGUAUUCCAGAAUGUGGUGCAGAUGCUCUGCGCUUUGCCCUCAUCUCAUAUACUGCACAGUCGGACAAAAUAAAUUUGGAUAUCCAAAGAGUUAUUGGGUACCGCCAGUGGUGUAAUAAACUUUGGAAUGCCAUUCGCUUUGCUAUGACCAAACUUGGAGAUGAUUAUGUCCCUCCCACAAAUUUCAUUCUUCAAUCCAUGCCAUUCUGCUGCAAAUGGAUACUCUCAGUUUUAAAUAAAGCCAUAUCCAAAACUGUGUCUUCUCUUGAAUCCUAUGAGUUCUCAGAUGCAUGUACUGCAGUGUAUUCAUGGUGGCAGUUUCAGUUGUGUGAUGUAUUUAUUGAAGCAAUUAAACCAUAUUUUGCGGGUACCGAUCCAAGGUUUGAGUCUGCAAGAAGUGCUGCACAAGAUGCUUUGUGGGUUUGCCUGGACAAUGGUUUGCGGUUGCUCCAUCCAUUUAUGCCAUAUGUCACAGAAGAACUUUGGCAGCGUCUUCCUCAACCACAGAAGAGUGCUAGGAAAGAAUCAAUCAUGAUAUGCGAGUACCCAUCAGUUGUAAAGGAAUGGUCAAAUGAAAGAAUCGAAGAUGAGAUGGAUCUUGUUGAGCAGGCUGUCAGAUCGCUUCGAUCAUUCCGCUCAGAGUUGCCUCCAAAUGAGAGGCAUGCAAGGCGACCGGCUUUUGUGCUUUGUCGGACUGAUGCAGUUGCGGAGAUUAUUCAAAGCCAUGAUUUGGAGAUUUCAACUCUUGCUUCGUUGUCAUCUAUGAAGGUCCUUGGUGAGAAUGAUGCCGUGCCUGCUGGAUGUUCAGUUUCCAUUGUAAAUGAAAGCCUUUCUGUGUAUCUCCAGCUACAAGGGGCUGUCAGUGCAGAAGCUGAACGUGAAAAGCUCAAUAAAAAGAGAGACGAAAUACAAAAGCAAAAGGAAAAUUUGACGCAGCAAAUGAAUGCUUCUGGUUAUGAGAAGGUCCCAGCGCGCAUACGUGACGAGAACAUGGCCAAGCUAAACAAGUUGAUGCAAGAGCUGGAGAUAGUUGAAGAAGCAAGCCGAAAUAUUUGAACAUGCUAUUUCAGGAGAGAACUGAAGAUAUUACUUGACAAUCAAAAAUUUCUUGUGCUCUGCAACUUCGAGGAUGCUUAAUUUUAAAGCCCAUCCACAAGCUCAAUAAUUUUGUUAUAUGGCUGCCAUCUUUUUUUUUUUCGUGCUAUUCAUAUUAUAUUUAAGUUGUGUUCUUUUAGAUACAAGUUAUAUUGGAAUGUAGAUUCUUUUUCAAUUGCCUAAGCUUGUUUAGCA
Telopea speciosissima is the source of this 3478-nucleotide messenger RNA. Its product is annotated as valine--tRNA ligase, mitochondrial 1. Gene Ontology annotation, molecular function: ATP binding; valine-tRNA ligase activity; aminoacyl-tRNA deacylase activity. The record is from RefSeq and is a predicted model, not a curated record. Gene Ontology annotation, cellular component: cytosol. Gene Ontology annotation, biological process: valyl-tRNA aminoacylation. NCBI's taxonomy places the organism in Eukaryota, Viridiplantae, Streptophyta, Magnoliopsida, Proteales, Proteaceae. Bases 113 to 3244 code for a protein of 1043 amino acids. The transcript is spliced from 21 exons.